CGUUUUAUUAAAUUUUUCAAAUAUAGGAAAUUGAAUUAAAAUUAAAUUAAAAAAAUGAGUAAAACGACGAAAAGCAAUACGAGUACAAAUACUCAUAAAAGCAACCACAACUACAACGAUUUAGAUGCUAACAAUGAUAUGUCGGAUGAAUUGAGCGCGUACAGCUCGGAGGAAGACGAGGUGACAUCACGAAAAUCGCGGAAAAUACAGCCAACUGAUGCUGCGGAUUACGAGGAUGGGGGCGGAAUGUAAAAAUGUAAAUUAAUUUGUGUGCAAGUAAAUUAUAAGUGAUAUUUUCAUAUUUGAGCCGUAAGCCCUGGCAGCUAGU
This is a messenger RNA of Anastrepha obliqua, 328 nucleotides long. RefSeq lists its product as uncharacterized. The record is from RefSeq and is a predicted model, not a curated record. The transcript has a single exon. NCBI's taxonomy places the organism in Eukaryota, Metazoa, Arthropoda, Insecta, Diptera, Tephritidae. Bases 55 to 252 code for a protein of 65 amino acids.